This is a messenger RNA of Vicia faba (fava bean), 1422 nucleotides long. The record is from the annotation of a GenBank genome assembly. NCBI's taxonomy places the organism in Eukaryota, Viridiplantae, Streptophyta, Magnoliopsida, Fabales, Fabaceae.
AUGAAGAUUUCAAGAUUUGAAAAUUUCUAUGUUAUUGGUGUGAUUUCUAUAGUUCUGAUUUUGGGAUCAGUAGUAGAAUGUGGAAUACCAAGUAAUGAAUUGAACGGUUUCAAUUAUCCUGCAAUCAACUGCAGAAAACACAGUGCAGUUUUGACAGAUUUUGGUGGUGUUGGUGAUGGAAAAACCUCUAAUACAAAGGCUUUUAAUUCAGCAAUAACUAACCUAAGCCAAUAUGCAAAUGAUGGUGGUGCACAACUUAUUGUUCCACCAGGUAAAUGGUUAACCGGAAGCUUCAACCUCACAAGCCAUUUCACUCUUUUUCUCCAAAAAGAUGCUGUCAUUCUUGCAUCUCAGGAUGAAUCAGAAUGGCCUCAACUUCCUGUUUUCCCAUCUUAUGGAAGAAGUAAAGAUGCACCUGCUGGAUGGUCUAGCAGUCUCAUAUUUGGAACUAAUCUCACUGAUGUGGUAAUUACUGGUAACAAUGGGACAAUUGAUGGACAAGGAUCAUAUUGGUGGAAAAAGUUCCACAAGCAUCAAUUGAAAAUUACUAGACCUAACAUGAUUGAUCUCAUGUACUCUAAUCAAAUUCAAAUAUCUAAUCUUACUUUGGUUAAUUCCCCGGCUUGGUUUGUCCAUCCAAUUUACAGCAGUGACAUAAUUAUAAAUGGACUCACCAUCCUUGCACCAAUUGACUCUCCAAACACAGAUGGCAUAGACCCCGAUUCAAGUACAAAUGUUAGGAUUGAAGACAACUAUAUUGUCUCUGGUGAUGAUUGCAUUGCCAUAAAAAGUGGAUGGGAUGAGUAUGGAAUCAAAGUUGGAAAGCCAUCUGAACAAAUUAUCAUAAGAAGGUUAACAUGUAUAUCACCUGAUAGUGCUAUGGUUGCAUUAGGGAGUGAAAUGUCAGGUGGAAUCCAAGAUGUUAGAGUUGAAGAUGUAACUGCUAUCAACACUGAAUCGGCUGUUAGAAUCAAAACAGCCGUUGGUAGAGGCGCAUUCGUGAAGGACAUUUUUGUUAAAAGAAUGAACUUGAAGACAAUGAAAUAUGUGUUUUGGAUGACAGGUGAUUAUAAAUCACACCCUGACGAGGGAUAUGACCCAAAAGCAUUGCCUAAAAUUAGUGGAAUUAAUUAUAGAGAUGUUACUGCUAAGAAUGUGACAUAUGCGGCAAAACUAGAAGGGAUUUCAAAUGAUCCUUUUACAGGAAUAUGUAUUUCUAAUGUGACUAUUGAAAUGAGUGCACAGAAGAAGCUUCCAUGGAAUUGCACAGACGUUGCAGGAGUUACAAGUAAUGUGAGCCCUAAACCUUGUGAGUUGCUGCCAGAGAAAGAGAGGCUGGACUGUCCUUUUCCCAGUGACAAACUGCCCAUUGAAAAUGUUCGGUUCAAGACCUGUACCUUUCAAAGUAGUGUCUUCUCAUAA